AAACUAUAAAAGGUCACUGGGAGCACAGUGAAGAUCACUGCAGUCGACUGAACCUUUGUCUGUAUCAUUUGUACCCUACAGAGGAACAACUCCAGAGAUCAAAAUGUCUUUUGAUAAGCUUCUGGAUAGUGGCAAAGUGGCUGCAGCCCUGGAAGAGUGUAAAGCUGCUGACUCCUUCUGCCACAAGAAGUUCUUCGCUUCCUGUGGUCUGAGUGACAAAUCCGAAGCACAGCUGACAGAGGCCUUCAACAUCAUUGACCAGGACAAGAGUGGUUUUAUUGAGGAGGAAGAACUGAAGCUGUUCCUGCAGGUGUUCAAAAAGGAUGCACGCGCACUCACCGACAAGGAGACAGGCUCGUUCAUGAAGGCUGGUGACACUGACGGCGACGGCAAGAUUGGCUCUUCUGAGUUCAUUGCCAUGGUUAAGCCAUGAAGAGGCAACUGACCAAUAAGACCUGCUCUGGUGGAACAAACAAGCCCACAUCGACCUCCCCCUCUUUUCAUCUGAAUAUAAAUAAUUUUUAUACAUUUGCUUAAGAUACAGUAUGCUUCCUCCUCCGCAACACACUGUCCAAAAAAUGAUCAAUGUUGUUCGGUCGUGUUCAUGUCUUAAAUAUGAAUUUUGCUUACUGUAAAAUCUACGAUGCACUUUCCAGGAAAAACAAACAGUUAAAAAAGAAUAAAUAUUCUUUUGGUACGGUC
Cynoglossus semilaevis (tongue sole) is the source of this 702-nucleotide messenger RNA. RefSeq names its product parvalbumin beta-like. The record is from RefSeq and is a predicted model, not a curated record. Bases 104 to 433 code for a protein of 109 amino acids. Gene Ontology annotation, molecular function: calcium ion binding. NCBI's taxonomy places the organism in Eukaryota, Metazoa, Chordata, Actinopteri, Pleuronectiformes, Cynoglossidae. Gene Ontology annotation, cellular component: cytoplasm. The transcript is spliced from 5 exons.